UAUUUAUCCUGCAGCAUUGGUUGAGCACGCAGGCACCGGACAGGGAGGACGUCAAAUGUGUGAACUGUGGACUGAAGGCCUUGCGAUGCAUUUUUUGGGCCGAUGACGACCAGUCGACCUAGUGACGUCAUCAACAGCGGGGCUCGGUGACGGUGCACCGCACCUUCAGUGUCUCCUGGAGCGGCCGCGCGCCAUGGCGGGGCUGCGCUGGUGCCUGGUGGUACUCCUAGCGCUUCUGACAGCGCUGGCGUCACUCGGUGAUGAGGUGCCCGGGGAGGGCGCGGCCACAGACCACGAGGGGCACGCCAACUGCCAACCUGGUGUCGGCCAGAGAGUGCAGGUCGAGUUCGCCUCCAGCGUCGUGGAGCAUGAGUACAUUGUGGGCUUCAACAACUACUACACGAAGGAGGCGCGGCGCAACUUCAUCACGGCGGCGCUGAACCACUCGGGCGUGGUCCAGUGGAAGAUCCUGCCGCGCGACAACCCGGCCAAACACCUGCCCAGCGACUUCGACGUGCUCGAGAUCCGAGAGUCUGACCCGGGCACCGGUCUGGCGGCGCUGGAGCGUCAUCCCAACGUGCGCCGGGUCACCCGGCAGCGUCUGGUCGUGCGGACGCUGAAGUUCGUCAGCGUCAACGAGACUGAGCUGGCGAGUGAGGACGCGCCGGAGGCAGACGAGGAGGAAGAGGAUGUCGGAGACGCUGCGGAAGAAGGCGCCGAAGAGCCGUUGGAAGGGAGUGAGGAGGGUGACGCCGCUGCGGUGGAGGAGGGGGAUGAAGAAGAGGUGGCCAGUGUCAAGUUUCAGCCUCCACGGCGGUCCUUUACGUUGGGCAACAAGGCGUUCUGGCAUUCGACGGGGCGUCACAACGGCAGGAAGCUACUGAAGGCGGUGCCCCGUCAGGUCACGUCCAUACUGCAGGCGGACAGACUCUGGAAACAGUUUGGCUUCACAGGCAAAGGCGUCAAGGUGGCCAUCUUCGACACGGGCCUGAAGAAGGGCCACCCUCACUUCCGCCGUGUCAAGGAGCGCACCAACUGGACCUCAGAGCGUACCCUGGACGACGCCGUCGGGCACGGCACCUUCGUGACGGGCGUGAUCGCCAGCCAGGCCGACUGUCUGGGCUUCGCGCCCGACGCCGAGCUGCACAUCUUCCGCAUCUUCACCAAGAAGCAGUCGUCGUUCACCUCGUGGUUUUUGGACGCGUUCAACUACGCCAUCCUGAAGAAGGUGCACAUCCUGAACCUGAGUAUCGGCGGGCCCGACUUCACCGACCAGCCGUUCGUGGACAAGGUGUGGGAGAUCACCGCUAACGGCAUCAUCAUGGUCUCGGCCAUAGGAAACGACGGACCGCUCUACGGAACACUGAACAAUCCGGCCGAUCAGCUGGACGUUAUAGGUGUGGGCGGUAUCAAUUUCGAGGACCAGAUCGCACGGUUCUCAUCGCGAGGAAUGACCACAUGGGAGCUGCCUGCCGGCUAUGGACGGGUGAAGCCGGACCUGGUGACGUAUGGCUCAGCGGUGCGCGGAAGCAACGUCGGGGGCGGCUGCAAGACGCUCAGCGGCACCAGCGUCGCCUCUCCGGUGGUGGCGGGUGCCGUGGCGCUGCUCAUGUCCGCCGUGCUCCACCGCGGCUCCGUCAUCAACCCGGCCAGCGUCAAACAGGCUCUGAUGGCGUCGGCACGCCGGCUGCCCGGCGUCAGCAUGUACGAACAGGGCGCCGGCAAGCUGGAUCUCAUCAAGGCCCACCACGUGCUGUCGCGCUAUAAGCCCCAGGCCAGCCUCAGUCCCAGUUAUAUCGACCUGACUGAAUGUCACUACAUGUGGCCGUUCUGCACCCAGCCCCUGUAUCACACGGGCAUGCCCAUCAUCGUCAACGUUACCAUACUCAACGGUAUGGGCGUCUCUGGCCGCAUCAUCGAGGGCCCCACGUGGUACCCGUACCCGCGCCAGUACGGCCACCUGCUGCAGAUGUCGUUCAGCCACUCUGAGGUCAUCUGGCCGUGGUCGGGCUUCCUGGCCGUGUCGAUAGCGGUGACAGAGGAGGGCGCCUCGUGGGACGGCCAGGUGCAGGGCCACGUCGAGCUGACCAUAGAGUCGCCGCCCGAGGACGGCGACACUGAGCCGCGCCGCUCCACCGUCCGGCUGCCAGUCAAGGCCGUCAUCAUCGCCACGCCGCCCAGGAGCGUGCGCGUGCUCUGGGACCAGUACCACAACCUGCGCUACCCACCGGGCUACUUCCCACGAGAUAUUCUGAACACGGUGCACGACCCGCUGGACUGGCUCGGAGACCACAUCCAUACCAACUUCAGGGACAUGUACCAGUCGCUGCGCGCGCACAACUACUACGUGGAGGUCCUCGGGGAGCCCUUCACGUGUUUUGACGCCAAAAACUACGGCACGCUGCUCAUUGCCGACCCCGAGGAGGAGUACUUUCCGGAAGAGGCUGCGAAGCUGCGCCGCGAUGUGGACGAGGGACUCUCAGUACUCAUUUUCGCCGAGUGGUACAACGUUCCAGUCAUGAAGAAAGUCAAGUUCUUUGACGAGAACACAAAGGAGUGGUGGAUUCCGGACACGGGCGGCGCCAACCUGCCGGCGCUAAACGACCUGCUCGCUGCCUGGGGCAUGGCCUUCAGUGACCAGGUGGUGGAGGGUGAGUACAAGUUCAACGACCACGACCAGUACUACGCGUCGGGCACGACGCUGGCACGGUUCCCGGCCGAGGGCACCGUCAUCCGGCACACACUCAACGAUCAGGUGUCAGAGAUCCUGGAGGGCACGAAGCAGACUGUGCCGGACGCGGCCAUCCUGGGUCUGUAUCAGACCCGCGGCGCGGCCGGGGGCGGGCGCAUCGUGCUCUACGGCGAUUCUAGCUGCAUCGACUCGAACCACAACCAAAAGGAAUGUUUCACGCUACUCUCGGCGCUGCUGCACUUCACGUCGUCUGGUCAGCUGCCGUCCACGCUUCAGCCGGCUACCACGGUGCCUGUACAGCCGGUCCUGGAGCUGCCUGAGCGAGCCGACGGCAGCAAUCUGCACAGGCAUUCGAAGGUGCUGGUGAACGACCUGGACGGCAGGACGCAUCGUCCACUGCCCGCCUGUCUGGAGAGGCUGUGGGCCGUCCCGCAGCCGGUCAACCAAUCCGGGCCCGUCAACCUGUACCAGUCUGCCAAGCUGCUGUCUGUCGGUCUGGAAAGCCCGGUGCUGCCGCUGCACAACGACCAGCGCGACUCACUGGAGGAGGCGCAGACCACGUGGCCGGACCCGCUGGAGGACCUGGACAGUGGUCCGCUGGGCCCGUCGUUCCGACGCCCCCACCUGCCCACCUACGGUCUGGUGGCGCUCCUAAUCGCCUCGGUGUGUGUGCUCUGCUACCUGUACCGUAAGUCGCGCCGGCCGCGCCGCCGGCGCACCAAACAGGCCGUGGUGCAGCAGCAGCAGCAGCGCCGGGCGCUCAGUGCCAACAACGGGCGCGUCCCGGUGGUCUGAGCGGGAGAGUAGGGACGGAGCGACCGGCGGCAGCUCGGCAGCGGUGCCGGCACGGACGCUGGCCCGGUACUGGUGUCGGCUGCGGCGGCUGGGACGGCUUGGCCACCGGGCUCGAGUUGGCUGAGAUCUGGCUCAGCCAAGCUCCGGGCUGGGGAGUCACAACUGGCUCAGCCACCGGGCUCGAGUUGGCUGAGAUCUGGCUCAGCCAAGCUCCGGGCUGGGGAGUCACAACUGGCUCAGCCACCGGGCUCGAGUUGGCUGAGAUCUGGCUCAGCCAAGCUCCGGGCUGGGGAGUCACAACUGGCUCAGCCACCGGGCUCUAGUUGGCUGGGAUCUGGCUCAGCCAACCUCAGAGCUGUGGAGUCACCACUGGAUCAGCCAUCGAGCUCCAUUUGGCUCGAAUCUAUCUCAGCCAUCGGUUUUGACUUGGCUCGGGUCUGGCUCAGCCAAGCUCAGGCUCGGGACUGGGAAGUCAUAAUGGCAUUUCCAGGCAGGAGGAGCGAGGCGCGUGCGUUCAGCGUGAAGCGGUGCAGGGACCGAAGUGGACGCGAACGGACGCCUUUUUCGGGUGCCGCGGAGGUGCUUAUCCCUGUGCUGGCUGGUUUCGUCCUCCGAUAUCAAUGUGAUGUGAUGAAGUGAAGCGAGCGUGUGCUGGUUGAUCAGUGAGUGAAACUGGUGUGAAGUGAUGUGUCUGCUCAUACUGACCACUAUAUCGAUGGCAUUGUUGACUGUUACUGUGAGUGCGAUUAUGACGGAGACUUUCGCUACUGUGUGGCGAUGAUGCGAUUUUGGUGAUUUUAUUUGGGCACGGUGUUACGUUGUCCUGGUGACUGGUGAAGAGUCUCAGGUAGCCGGUCUUCACAUUGUGAUAUUAUUGUUCAACGGGCGAUGUAGCAUUGUAGCUGAUGCGUGCUCACAUGUCUUGUUCUGUGUGUUCCUGUGUGAGGGUUGCGGGGGGUGGUCUUCACUACGUGUAUCGUAACAUCGACACAUCAUCUUGUAUAUCAUCCGUCAUCACGCAG
Messenger RNA from Amphibalanus amphitrite, 4509 nucleotides. It is a transcript of the gene S1P, whose product is annotated as membrane-bound transcription factor site-1 protease-like. The record is from RefSeq and is a predicted model, not a curated record. Gene Ontology annotation, cellular component: Golgi apparatus. The transcript has 22 exons. The coding region runs from base 194 to 3487 and encodes 1097 amino acids. Gene Ontology annotation, molecular function: serine-type endopeptidase activity. NCBI's taxonomy places the organism in Eukaryota, Metazoa, Arthropoda, Thecostraca, Balanomorpha, Balanidae. Gene Ontology annotation, biological process: proteolysis.